GGACUUUUCCGGUUCGAGUCUGCGCAGUAGGUAUGGACUUAAAAACAGGAAUAACUUGCAGAAAAACUGCAAUGACGAAUUUUAUUACCAUACCUUUGAGCUUUUCUCACCGGUAAUGUGUUCGACAUUUCACUCUCUCUCUUUACACCUGACUCCUCUUUCAAGAGUCGGUCGCUGUUAAACAGCUAUAUUUUAUUUAUUUAGUUCGCUUCCUGAUAGUGGAAAAACCCACAAUGGCAGAUUCGGAGAACCAGAAAUUCUGUCUGCAGGAGGUCCUGGAGAGUUUUAAAUCGUGUCUAUCGCCAGAAAAAGAAAUCUACAUCGAACACUACGUUUCUGGAUGGAGGGGUCUUGUGAAGCUUCUGAACAGCUUGGGGAGCCUCUUCGGUUUCAUCUCUAAAGAUGCUGUCAGCAAGACCCAGAUCCUGAUGAACUACCUGAAGAGUGAGAACGGCCCUCACUACGCCACAGUGCAGUCCAUGGUCAAGUUUGAGCUGGACAAUGAACUGGUGGACGUGGACAAGAAGGGUAUCUAUCCUGAGUCGGGUUGCCGCACUCUGCUGAGGCUCCACCGUGCAUUGAGGUGGCUUCAGCUCUUCCUGGAACGCCUGCGGACCAGCAAGGAAGACGACAAGACUUCAGUCAUGUGCAGGGACGCCUACAAUGAGUCCCUGGCCCAGCACCACCCGUGGCUGAUCCGUAAGUCAGCUGGCAUGGCUUUCUACAGCCUUCCUGUAAGACUGGCUUUCUUUGAAGUGAUGAACGUCGGCACACCUGAGCAGGUCGUGGACGUCCUGGGGAAGGCCGUGCCUCUCCUUUGUGAGGUGUACCAGAUCACAGAGGAACUUUACCAGAAACACAACCUGCACGAUUUACCAUAGAAAGGGAACAAGUGCUAGAUUUUAUCUGUCUGUAAAUUAUUCCUGCUGGAGUGCUGUGGAAACUGCUGCUGCUGUAUGAUUAUCCCAGCAUGUGUGCUAUGUCUAAGAGUAAUUCUUCACACUGAUUGCAUUACAAUUUGAGGUAAAAUAUUGCCUGUUUAUCUUGGACUCAUUGUCAUGUAACUUAAAUUGAUCAUUUUACCGUUUCUUAGGUGUUCUUUAAAUUAAAAAGCAGGAGGUAUUUGAUAACUGUGGACACAUUACUCAUGAAACAAAUAAUUAGUCUUAAAAAUGAUACAUUACCUAAUACCAGUAGAUAGCCUAUCAGUUGUUCUAUUUAAAUCUAGCUUGAUACCAUAUAUAAGC
This is a messenger RNA of Xiphophorus couchianus (Monterrey platyfish), 1247 nucleotides long. It is a transcript of the gene cptp, whose product is annotated as ceramide-1-phosphate transfer protein. The record is from RefSeq and is a predicted model, not a curated record. Gene Ontology annotation, cellular component: cytosol; membrane; cytoplasm. Gene Ontology annotation, biological process: intermembrane lipid transfer; ceramide transport. The transcript is spliced from 2 exons. The coding region runs from base 234 to 881 and encodes 215 amino acids. NCBI's taxonomy places the organism in Eukaryota, Metazoa, Chordata, Actinopteri, Cyprinodontiformes, Poeciliidae. Gene Ontology annotation, molecular function: ceramide 1-phosphate binding; ceramide 1-phosphate transfer activity.